Molecule: messenger RNA, 1284 nt
Organism: Saccharomycopsis crataegensis
Lineage: Eukaryota; Fungi; Ascomycota; Saccharomycetes; Ascoideales; Saccharomycopsidaceae
Product: flavoprotein
Exons: 1
Coding region: 1-1284 (427 amino acids)
Biological process (GO): coenzyme A biosynthetic process
Cellular component (GO): phosphopantothenoylcysteine decarboxylase complex
Molecular function (GO): phosphopantothenoylcysteine decarboxylase activity; FMN binding
Source: RefSeq, a predicted model, not a curated record
AUGCCGCAAGAAACAACAGUUAGAGAAAAGCAAAAGAAAUUGACUUCCAAAUUGAUACUCAAAAUCAAUAACGCAAAUGAGAAACUCCCUAGAUCAAACUUGUCAUCGCCAUCGAGGUUUGAAUGCAAUUACAGCGACUCAAAUUCUGUUGCUCAUCCGUGCUUUAUUUUAGAUCAAUCAAUAGAAAGAAGACAAGCAAUCCAUGGGGCUGAUCUGAGUGGUAAUGAUCUAAUUAAACCAAUAACUGCAAAGCAUAACGAACCAAGCAAUGCAUUUUCCAUCUUGAAUGGUGAUCCCACCAGCAUAGGAAAACUAAUAGCAGACGAAACCCCUCGUUCUCUGGUGAGGAUCAUGGAUGAUCGAAGCACCAUAUCUAGUGUUUUAGGGUCACCCUGUUUAUCAAAUGAUAACAUUCAUAGAAUUGCUAGUUCAGAUUAUCCUUACAAAGAUGAUAAGAAGAUCCAUAUUUUACUCGGUGUUUCAGGGAGCACCUCGGUGAGCAAAGUGCUACCAGUUGUUAAAAAGCUUUUCAGCACCUAUACACCGGAUAAGAUUGCCAUUAAGAUUGUAAUGACAGAUUCUGCUUUAAAUAUUUUGAAUUUACAAGAUGAUGCAAAUAAUGGUAAGAACGAGCCAAAUUUGAAGAAAAAGAGCAAUUGGCAAAAAAUUAUGGAUAUGGGAAUCGAGAGAAUUUGGACUGAUAAAGAUGCCUAUAAUUAUCAAUCAAGAUACUUGAAAUCUAAAAAGCCUUUUGAGAAGCACUUCCACCCAGAACCUAUUUUGCAAUUGGAUCUUGGGAAAUGGGCAGAUUUGAUGGUGAUUGCUCCAUUGUCUGCGAAUACUUUAGCGAAGAUAGUUAACGGAUUGGCAACAAACUUGUUGACGACUAUAGUCACCACCUGGAAUAGACAAAAACCAAUAAUUGCCGCCCUUAGCAUUAAUAAUAUGGCGUAUUCUCAGCCAAUUACAAGGAUGCACUUGGAUUUAAUGAAACAAUACUUUCCCUUUAUUCAAAUAUUGCAACCUAUGGAGAAGGUCAUUGGUAAAGGUAAUACCAGUUUAGCUGGAAUGAGAGAAUGGCCAGAUAUUGUGGAAGUAAUCAUUAAGAAAAUUGGACCACCAUCAGAUUAUGACAAUGACGAUGAUGAAGAUUCCAACAAUAAUGAUGAUGGCAUUAGCAAUAGAAACACAGAUAGUGAGGCUAGUAAUGAUGACGGUGAUGAUGAUGACGAUGGUGAUGAUGAUGAUGAUGAUGAUGAUGGUAAUCAAAAGGACAAAGAAUAG